Molecule: messenger RNA, 253 nt
Organism: Drosophila grimshawi
Lineage: Eukaryota; Metazoa; Arthropoda; Insecta; Diptera; Drosophilidae
Gene: E(spl)m6-BFM
Product: enhancer of split m6 protein
Exons: 1
Coding region: 1-228 (75 amino acids)
Source: RefSeq, a predicted model, not a curated record
AUGUCGAAAGUGAAGAAUCUAAUAGCCAAAAUGCUACAACGACGUGGCAGCAAGCAUAGCAACAACACAAAUUGCAGCAUUAAGCACUACCAGCACUAUGAGAGUCUGGAGGAGAUUGCACAAAAUCAGGCUAACGAGCGCAUGCUACAGGAGACAGCAAUGGCCACACAUCAAUUGGUUUUUUGCCUGGAAACCGCAGACGGCUGUUUUUAUUGGCAUGCACAGUAGUAGCAGCAACACCAGCAGCAACAAC